Messenger RNA from Tachysurus vachellii, 4083 nucleotides. It is a transcript of the gene hif1aa, whose product is annotated as hypoxia inducible factor 1 subunit alpha a. Gene Ontology annotation, molecular function: RNA polymerase II transcription regulatory region sequence-specific DNA binding; protein dimerization activity; DNA-binding transcription factor activity, RNA polymerase II-specific. Bases 292 to 2094 code for a protein of 600 amino acids. The record is from RefSeq and is a predicted model, not a curated record. The transcript has 13 exons. NCBI's taxonomy places the organism in Eukaryota, Metazoa, Chordata, Actinopteri, Siluriformes, Bagridae. Gene Ontology annotation, biological process: cellular response to hypoxia; regulation of transcription by RNA polymerase II.
AACAGUGGUUCGGUUGUUCGCCGGGCGGCGGCACGCAGUCACCGGGAUUGUGGUGGAUUUAGGACAACAUUUGCCUCUAAAACGUGAGAGAAACGUGAGGACGUUUGUCGGUUGAUGCCUUGUGACGGCUCGCGCACCUUCACGAGACCGGAUCCAGCAUCAGGUUGUUAGCUAAAAAGUUUAGCAUCUCGACGCGACGUUUUUUCUGACGCGAUUUUAUUCCCUUUUUUUUCUCCCCGUUUCCUCCUUCUGUCUCUUCACGGACCGCCGAGUUGGUCAACAAUCUGCAGAAUGACUUCAGGAGCCUCGUCUGAAAAGAAACGACAGAGCUGUGAACGUAGAAAGGCGAGAUGUCGUGAUGCGGCCCGCUGUAGACGGGUGAAGGAGACCGAGGUGUUUAAUCAGCUGGCCAAUCAGCUUCCUCUCCAUCACAGCGUCUCCGAGAGCCUCGAUAAGGCCUCCAUCAUCCGUCUCACGCUGAGUUACCUACACCUGCGCUCGGCUCUCAACACGGUGAUGAUGGCUGAACAGUCGGAGUUGGACACACAGUGGAGCUCUUCAUGUCUCAAGGCUCUCGACGGCUUCCUCAUGAUUCUCUCUCAGGAUGGAGACGUUGUUUACACAUCAGAAACCGUCAGCAAGUGUCUGGGGAUUUCACAGAUUGAUCUGUCAGGACAGAGUGUGUUUGAUUUCACUCACCCGUGUGAUCAUGAAGAGAUCAGAGAGAUGCUGGUUAACAGAACAGGUUCCUGUAAGAAAUUGAGAAACGAGCAGAGUUGCUUGUUGCGGAUGAAGUGCACACUGACCAAUAGGGGGCGCACCGUCAACCUCAGAUCUGCUACGUGGAAGGUUCUCCGCUGUUCCGGUCACAUCCGUGUGGAGUGCACGCAGAACGGUGCGUACGGAGAGAGCAGCGCGCCCGUAUCGUACCUGGUGCUCAUCUGUGAACCCAUCCCACAUCCAGCCAACAUCGAGGUUCUUCUAGACUCCAGAACAUUCCUGAGCAAACACUCACUGGACAUGCGCUUCUCCUACUGCGACGAACGGGUCACACAGUUGUUGGGUUAUGACCCCGAGGACCUCCUUCAACAUUCUGUGUACGAGUUUUAUCAUGUGCUGGACUCGGACAGUCUGAACAAAACACACCACAACUUAUUUGUGAAGGGCCAAGCGUGUACAGGUCAGUACCGUAUGCUGGUGAAGGGCGGAGGCUUUGUGUGGGUGGAGACUCAGGCCACCGUCAUUUACAACAACAAAAACUCUCAACCGCAGUGUGUCAUCUGCCUCAACUAUGUCCUCAGCGGUGUCGAAGAAGCCGAGCUCGUUUUUUCUCUCCAUCAGUCAGCAAUAAAGCAGGAAAAGGAGGACGAGUGUGGAGCGGAGAGAAAGAUACAGAGCCAGGAAGCAGUGACCGUGAUAAACGAGGGGAGGAAAGAGGAGAAGAGGGAGGGAGAAACGGAGCUACAGACUGACGCUGACAUCACACUGGACUUCACCAACACGGAAACAUCAGCGCUCGGAGACGCUCCUCUCUAUAACGACGUCAUGCUGCCCUCCACCGGCGUCCUUUCACCCCUUUCACCACCCGCCGAUCCGCCCUGUGCCACCCUGCCCCGGCUGGACGACUUCCCCUUCCCGCCGUCCUCUGCUCCGGUUUCGACCGGUCGCGGUUCCUCUCAGGUGGUAGAGGACCUGGAGUUGGAGAUGUUGGCUCCGUACAUCUCCAUGGAUAACGAUUAUCAGCUCCGUACGCACGCGGACGGUCCGGAGAAUCUCGAUUCUGUCAAGAACAACACCAGAGCGCAGACAGAUCGCAGCAAUACGCCUCGCAUAGAACCGCAGGACAAAGCUGGGUUUUUUGCGAGUCAGCCGAUCCAGAAGAGAACGUCAGACACGAUUUCUCUGUCAUGUGCUGCAGGGCUGGUGGUAGCAGACUCGCCUCAGGUCAAAAGGUCAAAGGUCACGAUGCCGGAGACCCGUCCACCGGCAGCCAUGCCAGAGACUCUGACUAUACUGUUGCUUCCCUCAGACGUUUUAAACCAGUUAAUGGUAGGAGGAGCCAUCAUUAAGCCCCUCCCACACAUCACUCAUUAGGAGGAGGAGGAGAAGCUUCAGCACGCGCAGGACCGAAUGUACGGAUUUUUAAUAUCGAAUAUAUUUCUUCAUUUUUGAGAUUUUGUAAUUUGUUUAAUUGUAAUUGAAAAUGUUUCAAUGUUUUUUUUUUGUAUGUUGUUAUUUUAAUGCAUUUUUGUUUAACCCAAAAGUGCUCGUUAUAUUUAAUUAUAAAACUCAUGACUCAUUGUUUAACUUCAUGUAUAACUUUUAACUAUUCCGACAUCCAAUAACAUACAGAUUUCAAUGGAUGAGAGAAGCGUUCGUCUCCUCGUACGUUAAAUUAUCCUAAACAAGUGUUUUUUUUUAACGUCUCUCAAAUAUUUCAAUCUGCCUCUAACCCCGCCUCUAAACCUACCUCAACUCCUACCUAAUCACGACCGCCUCUAAAGUGUCGAAGCCCCGACGCCGUACGAGACGCGACAAAUACGGCAGGAGACGUCGUCGACUUACAUCGACAUUCUCUAUAGAGUUUAUCUGCCCGUUUGAUUCAGUACGUUGUAUUAGAAGAAAAGUAGAUCAGGCUUUACAAUAUAAGGCAUUAUUUUACCCUAUUGUUAAUAUUUUGAAGGAAAAAAAUUCACUUUCGAAUACAUUUAGUAUAAUAACAUAUUUAAUGUUAUUAAUAUGUAAAAGUUGUUUGACGGUAGUUUGUGCCUUAAAUGAUAAAAUAACCGAUGUGUCCUCACAUCAGCGCUCCUGCUGUCUGACCUCUCGCCAUGUGGCAGCACAACACACACCGUGCUCCUGAACUGCAAUGGAGCUUUAUUAGAGUGUGACUUGUGUCCAGCGCAGCAACUCGUACACGUACACGUACACGUAUUUACUCAAUCUAUUCCUUAAGCCCUAUUCGGACGGGAUUAGUUUUACGUGGGGACGUGGAGUAAUGCAAUUUUACCUCAGGACGUAAGGUAAAAGUCGCCGUAAUCUUUACUGACAUUAGCCCUAUUCGGACGGGAUUAGUUUUACUUGGGACGUGGGGGUAAAGUAAUUAUUACCAGAGCUUCUCUGUGAUUUUAGUCCCGUCCGAAUGUGCCAUCUCGGUAAUCAUUACGGACAAUGUCAGUAAAGAUUACGGCGACUUUUACCUUCUGUAAAAAGGUCUGGAAAAAUGACCUCAGGUAAAACUAAUCCCGUCCGAAUAGACCCACUGUAAACAUGUACGUUUACAGUUUUUGGCGCGUUUUGCAAGCAUGGAGGCGCCAUGUUGUCUGUUUGCGCACGUGAGAACAGGAAGCAACGUCAUACGCACAUGAUGACAAGGAGGUUACUUUGGUGCGUAAAGCGAGUUACCCCUCCCACUUCUGCUAGUUUUACUCAGAUGUCUUGUCCCGUGCGAAUUGGCCAAUUAAUAUUACAGACGUCCUGAGGUAAAAUUGCAUUACUCCACGUCCCCACGUAAAACUAAUCCCGUCCGAUUAGGGCUUAACACUUCCUAACACUUCCUAUCUUCAUAACUAUUCUUCCUAUCUUCUAACUAUAACUACCACCAUUAACACAAAUCCCGCCCCUAACCGCGCUCUUUAUUCUCAGUGUGUAUCGCCCUCGUGCAACACAUUCGAUAUGAUUAAGAUAUCAAAACAUUUCGAUAUCGAGGUGUUAAAAUAAUUCAUUAUAUAAUUCAAUCAUAAUUCCAGUUAAUAUUUAAUGUAUAUGUUUAACCAUCACUGAAACAAAUCACCAGCAGCUUGUACAAUAUCAUUUUAAUCUAUAAUUUGUCAAUUAAAAUCUUAUUCUUUUUAUUUUUAAUUUUUUGCCUGAUUUCUGAACCAAAGUGAAUAUGAAUGUAGAAGCCGUGCAGUUCAUGUGAUUCCCGUUUGUCUGUUAUAUCGGUGUGGAGAGAUCAAAUAUAUCACUUAUAUCAAAUGUAUAGAAAAGACAUAAUGAUGUAUUUUAUUGGGACAAAGGUGAUAAUUCUAUAUUAACGUUACUAAUAUAUUUUAUUGUGUAUACGUAUAUAUAUAUAUAUAU